AUGGGGUGUCCAGGACGGAAACCGUUAUCUGAGACCCAGGCGAGGCGGGGUGGCCAUCCCCCACCAGGGUGGCCUUGGGUCCAAGCGGAUGGAACAACUCCUGGGGGGGGGGCGGGACUCCAUCCCCCCAACACGCCGCGCCCCCAGCCUCCGCCACCGGCUGCCGCGCACCUGCACAGCCUGCGGGGCACCUGCCUGCCUCCCCGGGACGCGCCCCGGCCCCCCGGCCCCCCGGCCCCCCGGACCUCACCUCCCCCCGCAGCCCUCCCCGGCCCCCUCCGCCCCCCGCCCCCCUGCGGCGUCGAGCAUCCCGGUGCCCCCCGUCCCCCCGCUCCUCGCAUCCCGCUGUCCCCGGAGCACCGGCCUGCCCCGGCCACGACGUCCUCCUCGGACCGACGCCAACGGACACUCCGCGGGGGCCGGGAGGGGCCAGGCCUCCGCCCCGGGUGCACCAGCCCCCCCCCCCCCCCCCCGCGGCUCCAUCCCUGCCCCGGCCAGAGCUGCUCCAGCGUCCCGACACCGGGCCUGUGGUUGCAGGGCCUGCGCCGAGAGCCGGGGGCGGGGGGGGGGGGGACAGGCCACCAGCACCUUGCCAGGCCCGGGGGAGACGCCGUGGGGCCGGGCUCGUGGCCCAGGGUCGCACCUGCAGAGCCGCGGGGUCAGCAGGGCGGCCUCGGGGGUCGCGUGGGGGGUCGGUCGGGGCCCCGGGGCGCAGGCAGCCUUGGUGGGGCCUCGGCGGGAAGGGGGCCCCCGCCCGGCAGCUCUCCGACCCCCGCCUGGGCCCCUUGCCUCUGGGGCUCCCGCCGCGUGGUCCCGGCGCCAGGUGACGACCCCAACCUGCACCGCCGCAGGCCCAGCCCUGUAGGGCCCGGAGGGCGGCUGCCCCGGGGCGCUCGGGUCACUCCCCACGAGGCGGGUGGCCCAGCGGCUGCAGCAGGAGGACGCAGCCGGCUGCCCAAGCGCACCUCUGUGCACCUGUCGGUGCCAAUCGAGGGCAGCAGUGUACUGUCUGCUGCGUGGAAGCAGCCAGGUCGUGGGGCAGCGUGCUGGGGCGGGGGGGACUUGGAGCAGACCCUUGACCCAAAGUGGACGGGCCUCGAGGCGACAGCUGGUGGCUGCUGUAGGGAGGGCUCAGGGUCUGCGGAGAGGCCAUGGGCCAGGGUGUCCCUGCGGUGGUGCUGGAAGGCCCAGCCACGAGGCCUCUGUGACUGCACCUGCCUAGAAGCGGUCUCUAACCUGCUGAGGAUCCGGCUCCAGCACAUCCCAAGGCAGAGGCUGGAAACGCCACCGGGUGUCCUCGAGGCAACAUUUACUGGUAGUAAAAUGUGA
Canis lupus familiaris (dog) is the source of this 1329-nucleotide messenger RNA. RefSeq names its product basic proline-rich protein-like. The record is from RefSeq and is a predicted model, not a curated record. NCBI's taxonomy places the organism in Eukaryota, Metazoa, Chordata, Mammalia, Carnivora, Canidae. Bases 1 to 1329 code for a protein of 442 amino acids. The transcript is spliced from 2 exons.